UGAAAGCGGCAGACAGGAGAAGGGGCCGAUCACAGCUCGACACGGAUGGACCCGGUGCUGACGGAGUGAAGUAUGGGCUCCGCGGCAUCGCAGUCAUGGCCAGAUCCACCAACAGAAGCACGGAGGACGGGGACCCCUGUGUAAGCACCUCCACGGACCGCGGGGAGGUGCGGGACCUCGCCGAGCCCCGGGAGCUGUCUCUGGAGGAGGUGCUGAAGUCCUACGAGCAGCCCAUAAACGAGGAGCAGGCAUGGGCGGUGUGCUACCAGUGCUGCAGCGGGCUGCGAGUGCCCCGCCCGCCGCCCGGGAGGGUCCGCCGGGUAAAGGACGCGUCCUCCAUCCUCCUGCACCGGGACGGAACCGUGUCCUUAAAGAGUGAGCCCCGACACGACGAUGAAGAUGGGCCUCCUCCUCCUGUGAUUGCAGAGCGUCAGAUGGUUCAGUCUCUUGGUGUGGCCAUCUACCGGGCUCUGGACUGGGGACUUGAUGACAGUGAGGAGCGGGAGCUCAGCCCGCAGCUGGAGCGCCUCAUCGAUCGAAUGGCGAGCGGAGACCCAGGCGAAGUGGGCAACAGCAACACUGGGAAUGGCACGACUGAUGAGGGGUACAGUGGGCAGGAGGAGGAGGAGGAGGAAGAGGAGCAGCAGGAGGGAGGCACAAGGCCAGUUUGUACGCUCCGUCAGGUGAUGGUGCUUUGUGCGUCCCGUCUGGCCAACCCAAGCCUGGCUGCUGAGCACUACCAGGCCGUCUGCCGGGCUCUGUUUGUGGAGACUCUGGAGCUGCAGACUUUCCUCAUCAAGAUCAGAGAUGCAAAGGAGAUGCUGAAGAAGAUUUCAAGUGAGGAGUCUCUGGAGGACAGAUCUACAGCUGAGCUGGACGCGCUGAAGCACAGAGACUGGGCUCAUCUGUGGGUGCAACUGAUGAAGGAGCUCAGACAGGGAGUGAAGCUGAAGAAGGUCCAGGAGCAGCCGUUCAACCCCCUGCCCACCGAGUUCAGCCUCACUCCGUUCGAGAUGCUGAUGCAGGACAUUCGAGCUCGCAAAUUCCAGCUACGCAAAGUCAUGGUGGAUGGUGACAUUCCCACCAGAGUGAAGAGAAAUGCCCAUGAACUGAUACUGGACUUCAUUAGAUCUAGACCUCCACUUAAACCAGUUUCAGAGCGCAGCCUUCCCCCUCCACCACCACAGCAGCAGUCCCUCCAUGACCGGGUCCUGGCAGAGAUCAAGCAGGAGAGAAAGCUCAGACCGGUGGCAGCACACAGCACCAGACCCUUCGGCUCUCUGCCCUGUCUGGCUCAGAUGUGUCCUUGUAAUGUCAAAUCUACGUCGUGCAUCGACUUGUCUGUGUCAGAGCCUAGGCCCCGGCAGCCGGCCCGUCCUCGCAUCCUGCUCAAGGCUCCGACGCUGGCUGAGAUGGAGGAGAUGAACAUUUCUGAGGAAGAAGAGUCUCCAGACCACGAAGAGCUGAGGAGAAGAGAGAGCUCCCCCACACCUCUGAAGAGAGAUCGGUCCUUCUCGGAGCAGGACCUUGCCUUACUUCGAGGGGAUAUGCCUCCUUCUCUGUCGCAGUCAGCCCAGCUGGGUGAGACGAUCAGACUGCGGGAUGUGAGACCCAGGUCCAGGACGCUGACCGGUGCUGGACCUCCCCCUCAUUACAGAGCCUCCUUCCCAGCUCAAGGCUGGGUGCCACCAUCUCCUGCCCGCCUGUCUCUGAGUUCAGUGGACGAGGCCACAGAGGGACCUGAAUCAAUGUCAAACUCUAAAACAGGAGACCAGUGGAUGGAGGCGUUCAGCCAUCCUGUGGAGAGUCUCGCCUUAACGGUCGAUGAGGUCAUCAACGUGCGUCGAGUGCUGGUCAAAGCAGAGAUGGAGAAGUUUCUCCAGAGCAAAGAGCUCUACAACAACCUGAAGAAAGGAAAGGUUUGCUGCUGCUGCAGAGUCAAGUUUCCUCUCCUCUCCUGGCCGUCUACAUGCCUGCUGUGUAAAAGGUCAGUCUGCAGCUCCUGCAGUGCAAAGAUGAAGAUUCCCUCCAAAAAGAUGGCCCAUAUUCCUGUGUACACUGUGGGAUUUCACAGCACGCCAAAAAGUCACGGACACAAAAGUCAAGUCUACAAAUCCGUGCGAACGUUGUCCCGCCGCUCGGUGGAGGAGGAGUUCCCCCACCUGUACGCUAACGGCUGCACGCUGCGCGACGUCUGCGCCGAGUGCGCCAAGUUCGUCGUCGACGUCGUUUCCUCCAGCCGCCGGAGCCUGGACAUCCUGAACAACACUCCGAAGAGGGAGGCCGCUCCGAGGCCACAGCUGCAGCGUCAGUCCAACGUCGAGGCGCUCCCUCACACGUCCGCACAGCGUCACCCUCAGUCUCAACACAAACAGCUCCACGCAUCAUCGCCGCAGCUCCGCCGCACGGAGACGAUCAGCAGCGUGAGCCACCGAGUGGCUUAGACAAACACUUUGUCCUGCACUGACCACAGUGCACACACCUAGACGAGUUUCAGACAGCCCAAUGACAUCUAUAAUCCAGUAAGGGGCUUUAAAGUUAAUUUUGCUGGGUUGAAGCAUUAAAUGUAUCAUUUAGUACAUCUUGUUUAGAUCUAAACAGUUUCUGAAGCCGUGUAGAACCUUUUUAUAGAAAGUAUCUUCACGUCUGCUUUGCAAAGCUGCAUUCCACGUCUCACUCACAUGCGCAGAUCUGUUCACUUUUAAAGCUUUCAGCAUCUGCUUUCUCUGCUACACCAUGGCCCCCCCGACACUCACAGCUAUACUGGGGGUGGGGUCGAAUGGAGGGAAAGGCAGAUCAUGAGAGCGCAGGAAGCGAAGGGGACGAUGUGAGACAGAAAGCGGAGAACUUGGACAUUUUGUUUAGCGUUAGAGCGUUUUGGGCAUGAAUGUAAGUUACAGAAGCUUGUACACAGAAAAACAACUGUGAUUUUUAUUCAUCCAAAUAAAAGGAUUAGAAACAAAUCGCUGCUGCUGCUGCUGCAUAGCGAGGCCUCCUCUCGAAGCUUAGAACGUCCCUGGCCCUGCUGGGGGAGGUCUGAUGGCGGAGACACUGUGAAUGUAACGGGUGAAGCUGCACCUUUAACCCACAAAGCAUGAUGACGGCAGUGAGAGGCGAGCAGAUGAAACUCCCACCUCCUUCACUCCCCGUGGACGCUUGCAAUCUGUUCUGGUUUUAUAAACACCAAGUUAACCUCAGCUGCAAUAAAAUCUAACAACAA
Messenger RNA from Nematolebias whitei (Rio pearlfish), 3220 nucleotides. RefSeq names its product spire-type actin nucleation factor 2 (gene spire2). Gene Ontology annotation, biological process: intracellular transport; actin filament network formation; actin nucleation. The transcript has 15 exons. The record is from RefSeq and is a predicted model, not a curated record. Gene Ontology annotation, molecular function: actin binding. Bases 96 to 2444 code for a protein of 782 amino acids. Lineage: Eukaryota; Metazoa; Chordata; Actinopteri; Cyprinodontiformes; Rivulidae. Gene Ontology annotation, cellular component: cell cortex; cytoplasmic vesicle membrane.